This is a messenger RNA of Cuscuta campestris, 1401 nucleotides long. The record is from the annotation of a GenBank genome assembly. Lineage: Eukaryota; Viridiplantae; Streptophyta; Magnoliopsida; Solanales; Convolvulaceae.
CACAUAUCUCCAAUUCCAAAAACUUUGCAUUUCUUUUCAUUAGCCAUGGACACAAUACCAUUAUCAAUCUCUUGAUAGUUUGAAAAAAGGUUUUUAAAUGGUGACAUAUGAAAGGUGCAACCAGAAUCAACUAGCCAAUCAGAUUCACACAGAUAAUCCGAUAGCACAGAGUUCAAAUAAGCAUAAUCUUUGAUCAUUAACACAUCACCAAAGUUGUUUGAUUCACUAGCCAUAUUAACACGAUCUUUUUGCUAAAUUUUCUUAGGCUUAGAACAACUAUUACUAAGGCACUACUGCCAGAAUUCAUGGCCGGAAAAAGCUUUUCUCGGAAGUUCUUAACACAAUUUCUGAAGAAGAUAAAUUACAAGGUUCAGUUCAAGGUGAUUUCAAGGGAUGUCCUUCAGCCAGCUUAUGCAAUCUUGAAGAACUUCUUGCAGAAGCUUGGUCUGCAGGGGGAAUUUUCAAUUGGAACACUAUCCUUUAAUCAGAGAGCCCUUUCUAUAAUAGCUUCUGAUUUAGGAAGGCCACUUAAAGUGGAUGAAAGCACCCUCAGGUUCUCUAGACCAGAACUGGCUCGUUUUUGUGUGGAAAUUGAUGUCUCCAAGCCACCCCCUUCUAAGAUUCAUAUCAACCUGAAUCAAGAGAGGGAACUCAAACAACCAGUCCAAAUCAGAGAAAACAAGGGCAAAGAGAUAAUUGGAGAAAAGUGGACUGUUAUUACCUCCAAAAGAGGUGGGUCUGAAGCUGUUUGGAAAAGAAAACUGGGUCCCUCUUCUGGUCCUGGGGAAUGUUCCAAUUCAUGUGAGGCACAACAACUACAGGACAAGGACAAGGACAAGGAGACCCCAGUGCCAGUAGUACACUGUCCAGCCCCUCCAACUUCAGCUCCCACUUCUGCUCUUUUAGACCAUACACCUCCUCAAGGCACAGAAGUUUCUCCAGACAGUGAAGGUAAUAAUAUGGCAUUGGUUUUGAGGAAACCACUGCCUAUAGCUGAAUCUAAAUUCUCACCACUCCUGCAACUUGAAGAAGAAAAUGAAAGUGAUGAAUCAGAUUAUGAAGACCUGGGAAUUAAGUAUGAUUAUCCCUGCAAUUCCAAAAGCCUCCCACCAAUUACAGAAAAAGUUAAAGAGAUCCAGCUCAAUACCUCAAUUAAAUCCAGGCUUAGAUCAGCCAAUAAGAGCUCAAAUCACUCAGUUUCCCAAUGAAUGCUCUUUUUUGGAAUGUUUGUGGUAUCAAGUCUUCCCUCAAUAGACUUAUACUUCUCAAGAAAUGCUAUAAUUUCAUUUUCCUAGCUGUCUUUGAACCUAUUGUGGAGGAAAAAAAACUGGACUUUUACAAACUCAAGCUUGGCUUCAAUCAUGGAUUUUCAAGUCAAUUUAACAAAUGUUGGAUCUUCUG